CAACGUCAGUGAGCGUCAUCUAUUGGACGGCAGGAGCGCAAACAAGGACAAGGAAUCCUCGGCCGAACUGCCUUCCUACUUCAACUCAACUGCACCCAUUUCCUACGCAUUCUCCAUCCUCUCCUGACCUGCAAACAUCGCUUUGACCGCUAUACCACAACAAUGGCAUCCUCGUCGACAGCUCAGAUCCCUGGCGAAGCGCCUCCAGCCUACUCCAGAAACGACCCCACUCCUCACAAGACCCGCAAUGGAAUUCCCCCAGACCAUCGCCGCUCCAUGGAAGACGAAGCUCGUGAAGUACCCGAAGGCUGGAUCAGACAGUACGACCCUCAGAGCAGCCAUCAAUUCUACGUCGACACGCGCACCGAGCGCGCCAUCUGGCACCACCCUUACGAUGACGACGAGUACAUGGCUUCGCUGGCACCAGAACAACGCGCCCGCAUCAGAGGUCUGAGCCGUGUUCCUACAGAUGCAGACAUCGUCGCUGAGAGCUCCGACGACGAUCACGAUCCUAGGGGCCCUCCCCAACGUCAAGACUCCAACCCUAGUGGUAUGAAGAAGUUCGGCCGUAAAAUAAAGGACAAGGUCACUAGCAGCACCCACCCGGAGCGCGAGGCCCAGCGCAAGAAGCGUGCCCAGGAAGAGCAAGAAGCAUAUAAGCGUCAUCUUGCCCUUCGCCAGGCAAUGCAGAGGGCUGUCCAGACGGGCGAGCCUCAACUCAUUGGCAAGGAUCGCGAGGGCCGCGACUGCUACCUCACUCCCCCGCAAGGUGCUCAAGGCUCACGCUACUCUCAGCCCAACGUCCGCACCAUCAAUCCCUUCGGCCCUCCAAUGGGCGGCGGCAUGAUGGGCGGUGGCAUGUACGGUCGUCCGAUGGGUGGUUACGGAAUGUACGGCCGCCCAGCUUACGGAUACUCGCGCCCCUAUGGCUAUGGUUACGGAGGAGGUCUGGGUUUGCCCAUGAUGGGAGGUCUCGCCGGUGGCAUGCUGCUUGGUGGCUUGAUGUUCUAGUAGUUUUCACUCCUCUCAUGCACUUUCUGACGACGUAACGAACUAUAGCUCAAGAAUGAUACCCUAAUCACAUUCCAAUCUUUCUUCCUUACCAC
Molecule: messenger RNA, 1106 nt
Organism: Aureobasidium subglaciale EXF-2481
Lineage: Eukaryota; Fungi; Ascomycota; Dothideomycetes; Dothideales; Saccotheciaceae
Exons: 1
Coding region: 163-1011 (282 amino acids)
Molecular function (GO): protein binding
Source: RefSeq, a predicted model, not a curated record